GUUUAAAAGGCAACAUAUUACCGGAGCUUGCUCAUAUUUAAAUGUAUUUUUGUUUAAUUUAGUUUGCAUUAUUACGCAAUUAAGUAAGUUGAUCAUGGACGAAACACAGGCCAAACAGGAGGCGCCAGAAGUCCCAAUAACACAAACAACAACGAAUCCCAGUCGUAAGGAAAUCCAAGCUCUAGAUGUGGAUAUUUAUCGCGACACUUUCAUACGCUACAUGGGCUAUUCGAAUGAAGUGGGCGAAGCCUUUCGACCACUAGUGCCCAAAUCGAUUGUGGCCGCAUCCUAUGGCAUGGCCAUUGGUUACGUCUGCACCGAUACCUUUGACAAAUCCUUGCGUGCUCAGAUGGCGGGCUCCAGCCAACGUGAAGUGGCCAUAAGAGCGGCCGAUGUCUUUAGCUGGCAAAUGCUUGCAUCCGUCAUACUGCCCGGGUUGGCCAUCAAUCGCAUCACGGCGGUGAGCAAAUUGAUGCUACGUAAAUCACCAGCUAUAGUGCUGAAGACGCUGCCCACGGUUAUUGGUUUGGCAAGCAUACCGCUGAUUGUGCAUCCCAUCGAUAGUCUCGUCGAUCGCUUCAUGGAUGCCACAUUCCGUCAAACGGUUCGGUAGUAAUUUUUGGAAUGUGAAACUUUUCCUACUCGGUGCUAAUUUUUGGAGUCGUCUGUGUGGCUUCAUAUCGACAAGCAUUCCAAAGCAAAUGUAUACUACAUUUUUGUACUACAUUUUGAUAUACAUUAGAAGUAGAAACCAAUGCCCGAUCCCAUAAAGUAUUCCCAUGUUCUAGAACAGCUAAAGCUAUCAAAAUUUAAGCAAUUGUUAAAUGAUUUUAAACUUAGAUAUUUAAAAACCAAAAGCUGUUUCUCAAAAUGCAAUAACGGGCUUAACAAACUUUAGUUUGCCAUAUGAUAUAGUAAUUAUAUAGUAACUAUAUGGUUUCUUAGCAAUUU
Messenger RNA from Drosophila nasuta, 951 nucleotides. RefSeq names its product mitochondrial fission process protein 1. NCBI's taxonomy places the organism in Eukaryota, Metazoa, Arthropoda, Insecta, Diptera, Drosophilidae. The record is from RefSeq and is a predicted model, not a curated record. Gene Ontology annotation, cellular component: mitochondrion. Gene Ontology annotation, biological process: mitochondrial fission. The transcript is spliced from 3 exons. Bases 95 to 613 code for a protein of 172 amino acids.